Messenger RNA from Nestor notabilis (Kea), 1092 nucleotides. RefSeq names its product CD34 molecule (gene CD34). Lineage: Eukaryota; Metazoa; Chordata; Aves; Psittaciformes; Psittacidae. Gene Ontology annotation, biological process: cell-matrix adhesion. The transcript is spliced from 8 exons. Gene Ontology annotation, cellular component: membrane. The record is from RefSeq and is a predicted model, not a curated record. Bases 1 to 1092 code for a protein of 363 amino acids.
AUGAAGUGGAGGCAGCUUUUCUGGAUCGUGUUCUGUGCUGUGGAGUUGUGUGGUAAUGCUUGUGGGAACUCAACAGACAACCCCACACUGACGGCCGCAGCAUCGCAAGGCACCAGCAGAGCAGCAGCCACCGGAGUCCCUGCAGCCACCAGCAGCGCUGAGCCCACACCACAGACAUCUGCUGCUGCCAGGUUGCCGACAGCCAGCCCCACAUCCCAGGGGCCCAGCAGUGAGCAGCCGAGCCCCCAGCCCAGCCAAGCCCAUGCACAGGCACUGGGCACCCCCUCAGACCCAAACCACACCAGCCAAGGAGUCCCCACAUCUGAGAGCUCAGCAACACAACCCAGCACGAUGGCAGAAACCCCAAGCUCUGUGCCGGCUCUGAUGAGCUCUUCUGCCACCAUCUUGGGGCAUCCUCCCGUCGAGACUGCCACCACGCCACUGCACACAGCCAGGGACAGCCUGAAGCCCAUCUCAUGCCACAAUGUCAAAGAAGUGAGUGACACUGGAGCCAUCUGCUUGCAGCUCAACGAGUCCAACACUUGCAAACACUUCCUAGAGAUGAAGGGAUCAGACUUGUGGAGUGCAAUAUGUGAGGAGAGUGCCCAUCGCGUCCCUUCCCCCUGCCAGAUCCAGCUCGCUCAGUCCGAGGUGGACCAUGACUGUAUGCUCCUCAUCCUCGUUGGCGAGAGAGAUCCUGCUACAGAUAUGCUCCAGGAGUCUCACUGGGAAAAGUUUGGAAUAAAAUCCCUCAAACGGGGGAGCGUGAGGAACCACCAGGACUUUUCUCAGAAGACCCUGAUUGCCUUGGUCACAUCUGGACUCAUGCUGGCCUUCCUUGGCUUGGCUGGAUACUUCCUGAUGAAGCGGCGGAGCUGGAGCCCUGCGGGAGAGAGGCUGGCUGAAGACCCGUAUUACACGGAAAAUGGUAGCCAGGGAAACACAAUGUUGAUGAUCCCUCCCCAAGAGCAACCGGAGCUGCAGGAGAAGCCAAACCUCAACGGUGGGACUCAGGAGAAUGGGACUGGCCAAGCAUCUUCCAAGAACGGCCACUCGGGCCGGCAGCAGAGCCCCGCUGACACCGAAAUGUGA